AUGGAUGCCGGUAUAUUACAUUUGGUGGAUCGUGCCUGGCCGCACUCCCUGGCAGAGAGCAGAGGGUUCAGAGAGGAGAGCCUGGUGCUCACAUCGAUGCCAACCAUUUCCUUUGUGCGGUUGGGGAGCUGCAGCUUCUCCAAGUCCAAACUCCUCAAUGACGUUCUCAGCCCCUCCCAGCAGCACCACGAUUUCUUCAUCUAUCGGGACAUGGAGUCUGGGAAUGUCCCUCGGGAAAUUGCAGAUGGGCUGGUCGAGAUUUCCUGGUAUUUCCCUGGAGGGAGGGAGAAUUUGGAUCUUUUCGCAGAGCCCGUUGCAGUUACAAAUCUGCGGGGAGACACUGAGUCCCACUGGCUACAAUUUAGCUUUUCAACAGUGGUGUCCUCAGCAGUGUUCAUAGUUACUGAGAGUAUCAGUGAGACACAAUACGCACUGUUAUCAUCUCUGCAGGGAUCAGCCACUAAAUACUACUUCAUCCUCAAUUGCAAGAAUGGAAAUCCCAAGGAAACAUUGGGAUUCCUUAAUAAGUUGGCUCCGGUGCUGAAUCUGAGCAAACCACAGCUACUGGUGAAAGACAGCACCACAAAUAAUGCAGAAUUUGUGCAAAAAGUGAAAUCUGCCAUAAAAAGCAUAAUGAGUUCAUCUCCCAAGAGAACGAAUUUGGAAGGCAUGGCUGUGACCGCACGUGAACUAGGAAUCCAGGUAGAUGAGGACCUAAAGGAAUGUCAGAGUGCAAGCAAGCAGGCUACAAAAAUCAUUGUGGAAAUAAAAGAUGUGGCAAAGUACAAGAGGGAUAUGCUGAGACUGCAGGGGGAUCUCUUGGAAGAAUUGUCUAAAGUGGAAAAAGAACUGUGCAGAAUGAGAAGACAAGGGGAGACAGCCACCGAAGACUAUAAAUGUCAACUGAGAGAGAAACAGUUGGAUUUACGUAGACAGCAGAAUCAAUGUAACCUUACUGAUGGAUUGAUUACAUUUAUUAAUGGACUAGGACAAUGGCCUUCAAUGGAGAAACAUUACUUUCUGAAAUGGAUGAAGUUUAGCCUGGAUCACAUUGCUCGAGAGAAUCUUUUUAAACUACAGGAUCAAUAUAAAGGGAAAGGUAAAAUGGCAGGAGAUGACCCACAAGCACUAGCCAUGCUGGAUAAAUUAAUAUCUACCACUUCCUUAGGGAUUGAGCAUUUCAUGCGUGAGCUGGGGCAGUUUUAUGAAGCUGAAUGCUCAAUGGUUAAAGAAGGAGACAAAGCAGAAUACCAAAGACAAUUCAUCCAUCUCCCAGGCAUAGCAGCUGACCUGAUGCUGGAAGGGUUUCCCAUGGAACUGUUAGAUGGAGAUUCAUCCAACAUCCCACUGCAGUGGGUGACAGACGUUCUGACUCAGCUCCAUGCCAAGCUGGGGGGAAGGUCCAGAAUGGUGGUUCUAACGGUACUGGGUGUGCAGAGCACUGGGAAAUCCACCCUCCUCAACACUAUGUUUGGCCUGCAGUUGGCAGUGAGCAAUGGCCAAUGUACACGAGGAGCCUUCAUGAUGCUCAUUAAAGUGGCCGAGAACUUUCAGCAGGACCUGGGCUGUGAUUUCAUCCUGGUAAUAGACACAGAAGGCCUGAAAGCCCCUGAACUGGCCAGGCUGGAGGAUAGUUAUCAACAUGACAAUGAACUGGCCACACUGGUGAUUGGGUUAAGUGACAUAACUAUCAUUAACAUGGCCAUGGAGAACGCCACAGAAAUGAAGGAUGUUCUGCAAAUUGUGGUCCAUGCCUUUCUCAGAAUGGAGGAAAUAGGGCAAAAACCCAACUGCCAAUUUGUGCAUCAGAAUAUCAGUGAUGUGUCUGCACAUGACCAAACCCUGAGGGGCAGGAAACACCUCCUGGAGCAGCUGAAUGAAAUGACCAAAGCUGCAGCUAGGAUGGAAAAGCAAUGUAAAAAAGUGAAUUUUUCAUGUAUUAUGGAUUAUGAUGCAGAGAAACACAAUUGGUACAUCCCUGGGCUGUGGCAUGGAGUCCCUCCCAUGGAUCCAGUGAACAUGGGAUACAGUGAGAGUGUGUGUGAGUUAAAGAAAUACCUGAUUGAUUUUAUAAAGAAACGGUCACAUAAUAGAGCCCCUAAGGACAUUCCCCAGUUUGUCAAAUGGGUGGAGAGCCUGUGGAAUGCUGUCAAACACGAGAACUUCAUCUUCAGUUUCAGAAACAGCCUUGUAGCUGAAGCUUAUAACCAGCUGUCUAUGAAGUAUUCUGAGUGGGAAUGGCAUUUCCGCAAAGAGAUACAUCUCUGGGUAUCUGAAAAGGAAACUGUCAUUCAGAAUCAGACAUCAGAGAAACUACAGGCUGGUGCCUUAUCCAUGUUGAAGAAUGAGGCACAGGAAAAACUGCAGCACGAGAAACAAAAAGUUUUGGAUAAUUUACAAGAUUAUUUUGAAAGUGGAGUUUCGAAUCUGCACCUGAUAGAAAAGUACAAAGAAGAUUUUAUCAGGAGUGCAACCUGCCUCAAAAAUGAACUUGAGGGCUACUCCGAGAACAAGUGCGAGGAAGCAAUUCGAAUUCGAAAAGGCCAGCUCAAGAGAGAAAACAUCCAGACCUCAUACAUGCAGAUAAUUGAAGGGAAAGUUGACAGGGUCUUGGAUGAAUGUAGGAACAAAAAACAUAAACUAGAGAAUGAGGAACUGAAAUUGAAAUUUGAAAACAUGUGGAAAGAAACACUGUCAGAGUUGAAGUUCAGCAGUUUACAGAAACGUGAAAUUUAUCGAGAGAUGGAGUUUCAGUUGAGAAAGGACCUGGAAAAUAGAGGGAGUGCCGUCAGGCAGAAGCUACAGGAAUCAGGUAGUUUGUUGUUUCAUGGAAUUGAGAAUUUCAGAAUGAAAAAGGAGUAUCUAGAUUCAGCAUGGAUCAAACCUAUGAAAAAACUGUUGUUCAUAGGGGAACGUGAAACAGCUGUUCACACAGAAGAACUUGCUAAAUCCUUAAUAGAUGAGGGUAAAAGAUACACUGAAGAAAAGGUAAAUUCCAGAGUGGACUAUGAUGAAAUCUAUUGCAGAGAAUUGCUGAACAUUAUCAACAAGAGGCUCCAAGAGGAGGACGUUAAAAAACUUGGCGCUACUGCUUGCUUUGAAGUUGACCUGAAAAGUCAUAUUUUGGGGGAGGCAGCUUGGAGAUUUCAGAAGAUGCAUGAAGAUUUUAUCAAACAAAAUGAUCCUCAGUGUCGUCUAGAGAAGCUGAAACCUCAGUAUUUCUCCACAUUUACUGACCUGUAUUUGGAAAAAGAUGAGAACCAAACAAGGGCCAGGGAUUUCUGUGAUCAAUGUCUCAAACCUGCCUUGGAGGUUUAUAUCAACAAAAGACUAGGAAUAGAGAUAGUAGAUGACAUUCUCAACAGGGCAGAGUCCAUUGAAUAUAGCAGUCGGACCUUCCUCCAGUUCACUGUACAGAAAAAGCUUCUGGAGGAGAUGAACUUUGAUAACUAUGUGAAAUAUAUUAAAAACUAUGAAGAAUUUAUCAAAACCUGGAUUCAGAGACGUAUGAUGGAUCAUUACAGGGAAACUCAGCGUUUGGGAGGGUUGGAGAAAAAGAUUCUUUCUACAAUAGUAAACAAAGUGAGGGAAGUUCUGGAAGGCUCUAAAAAUGAAAAAAACACCACGGUCUUGGCAUUUUUAAACAACUUUUGUGAAGCGCUGCAGCAGGACCUAGUCAUUUCCAAGGACAAUUUACUUGGGAUACAGUUUAAAAACACAGCAAAACCAGGCCAGUUUCGUGCUAAUAUUCAAACCUUUCUUCUGGAUCUGGAACAAGAAAUCUUAUCCCAAUUUGGUGGUUUGGAUAUUCACACCAAAAUCUCCAAUCUGCCAUUAAAACCCCAGGAUGAAAUUUUUAAGCGAGUGUGUGGCUGUGGGAAGCAGUGUCCAUUCUGUAAAGUCCCCUGUGAAGCAGGAGGCAGUGACCACAAGGAGCAUUUUGCAUCUGUGCAUCGGCCACAGGGAUUAUGCAGUUACAGGUAUCUUGAUACACAAAAACUUGUCUAUGAUAUAUGCUCAUCUGAAGUGGUUUCUGAGAAGUCAUUCCGAAAUUCAGACACAAAAUGGAACAAGCAUCCCUACAAAGAUUAUCGUGUCUAUUACCCAGACUGGCGCAUUCAGCCAGAUCCGAGCAUUGAGGCUUCUGAUUACUGGAAGUUUGUUUUUCAGAAGUUCAAUCACCUGUUAGCUAAAAGUUAUAAUGCUAACCCAGCAGAUCUCCCAAGAAACUGGGGGAAAAUAACUGAAACACGGGCACUGGAGGGCUUAAAGGAAGCCUUUAACAUGAAAUAAAAACAUGGUGAGAGCCUGUUGAAAUGCAAUGUACAUAUGUUUAAGUAUUUGAAAACUUUCUUUAAUUUUAAAAAAUAGCACAUUUAAAAAAUACAAUACAGAAUAUUUUUAGUCUCAGAACCUCAUGUUCACUUCACAGCUUCUAAGUGGAACUGACAAGUUUCUGACUUUUCAUGUCACAUGACAAGUUAUGAUACAAUUACAGACUGGCUGCUGUACAAUUACACAAGAAGUGCCACACUUGACCAGAGCAGAGAGAACCAUUUAGUCUGCUAUCCUGUCUCCGAGAGUGGCCAAUACGAGAUACUCCAUAAGAAGGUUCAAUGAACCCUGAAAGGACAAUUGUGGAACAACAGAAGUUUCUGCCUAAUUAGAUUUCAAGGCCAGCAGCAACCAUGAUAAUUAUCUACUAGUCUGGCUUUCAGCAUAACACCUGGCCAGAGAACUCUGUCCAAUAAUUCCUGCUGUGGGGGAAAUUAUUCAUCCAUAGUCGGUAAGAAGCAGCUCAUUAUCAACCAAGUUAGUUGUGGUUGAACUAAGAAGAGCAGAUAUUUUAGAAAGAAAUCCAAUUGCAAUUUAAAGACCCCAAAUAAUGAUGAAUUUAUCAAUUCACUUCAGAAGCUGCUCCAGAUCAGUUACCCUGACUGUAAAAGUUGAAUUUUAUUUUCAAUUAAAAAUAAAUUUAACUUCAAUUUCUAGACACUGGAUCUUGUUCUAUAUUUGUUUGCUAGGAUCAAGAGCCCUCUACUAGCUGUUAUUUUUUUCCUUAGUAGUUCUAGAUCAUGAUUAAUCUUCUCUUUGCUAAGUAAAUGCAUUGAGCUCCAAAUCUCUUAGUAAAAAGCAGGUUUUUUCAAACCUUGAAUCACUCUUGCAGAUCUUCUCUGAAACCUCUCAAAUUUUCCAACACACUUUUUUUUAAACUGUGGACACCAGAACUGGACACAAUAUCCCAGUAAUGAUCUCACCAUUGGCAUAUACAGAAGUAAUAUCUCUCUAAUCCUCCUUGAUAUUUCUUUGUUUAUACAUCUCAGCAUAGGCGCUGACUUCUCCUCUACCCAAUGCAUGCUUGAGUCCCCGCUUGUCCUUGGCCCUGCCCCCACUCCACCCCUUCCCUGAGGCCCCAUCCCUGCCCCAUCUGUUCUGCUGCCACUCCCCUGUUGACUGUGCCUGCAUCUCUCGCAAUGGUGGAGUACAGGAGUCAAUGGGAGAGCGCUUGGGGGUUGAUUUAGCGUGUCUAGACUAGACGUGAUAAAUUGACCCCCCGCUGGAUCAAUCACUGCCCACCGAUCCAAUGAGUAGUAUAGACAUAACCUUAGAGUGUGUCAAAGACUGACAGCAAGUUAAAGGAAUGGGAUGUGAAAAUGGGAUAAAAACUGGGGAAAAGAUACUUUUUACCUGUUAUGGAAUGUUGGGUUGGCCAUAGUUACCACAGUUAAUAGGUCUCUUUUGAGUUGCUGGAACAGUCCCAAGGGAUGCAGCUGAACCUUAGUCCCAGAAGGAAGAUUUUCUACGGUUAAAGAGGAAAUAAGAGGAUUAAAUAAAAGAAAAAUAGAGACAUUGAUUGAAACAUGUAGAGAUAAAAAUAAUCAGUAAUAGCAUUUCUGGGCCAAACUCUCUGCAGUCACCCCAGCCCAGAAUCCCUUCUCCUCUCCCUACCCAUGUCCUUUCGCAACUGCUGGCCUGAGAUGGUGGCUGAAGUGGCUCCCUCUCGUGUUCCCAGGGCAACAUGCCUCUCUCUUCCCAUCCCCUCUGGCUAUUACUAGCUCUGUCCCUGAUAUUUUAGUGUCACUCUCUUGUCUGUGUCUUUCCCCAGGGGCCACCCCUCGGGCUCAUCUGCACCAAAUAACCCCUGCCAGUGCACUACCCAGUAAUCAUCUUUCCCUAGAGCCUCCCCACAAUGCCCUCUCCCAAAAACCAGAGUCAUUGGCAAAUCCCCAUAUGUCCCUUGGCCCCAUUCUCCUGGGUGGUUAAUAAAUACUCUGGAUAGCAGUUAGUGCUUGUGGACACCCUGACUCCCUGCAGUGAAUGAGCCCCUUCCUGAACCCAGAGAGGACACCCCAGCUCUCACCCUGGGCUCCUGCAGCACCAGUGCAGAACUGUCCCUACAGAGUAAAUCAGACCCUGGGGGGUUGGGACUCAGUCCUCCCCACCCUGUCCUUGCUCCCCUUUUCCCAGUCUCUUCUACUCUGGAGGUCUCCUCGGUCAGUAGCAUGAGUGUUACUGGGACACAGAUGUGGGGGGGUGACCCAGGGACUUCUUGGUGCCAACUGGCUGGAGACACAGGGGUGCAUUAGGAUUUCCGGGAUCCCCUGGGCCUGGUAUCUACAUACUAGUUCACCAAAGAGUGUCAUGCCAGACCUCUACUGAAAGCCUGUGUCACACUGGUCAUCUUAAUCAUUGCAAAAUGUACAUACCAAUAACAUGUGAGGGAUUAUGUAUUUAGACUGAAAAUUAUGUUCUUAAGGUCUGUGACUUGGAACUGGUGAGAAAAUCCAAGUUUCUUUCAGACAAGAGAUGUUUGUUGGUCUAUCUACAUGUACUCUGAGUAUUGUAUGGUUCACAAUGGGCAUCAUUUACACUCUGAGCAGAAUGUCAAUCAAAUCCUUGCAGAGUGUCCUGGACAGGAAAAGACAGACAAGCAGCGGGAGUUAUCCUACAAGUGCACACAAUGGAGUUUUGGACUAUAACUGUAGAUAAAGAGACAAACUCUGCAUCUUCCCACUGAGGAGACAAGAGGACUGCCUGCUUGUCUCAUGUAUAGAAGAUCAGAGCCACACCUGACUGGAAGGAUUUGGGGCUUUUGCUCUUAUGACAGGACAAUGUUCUAUUAAUCGAGUUUAGGCUUGAGUGUGCAUGUCAUGAUUUUAUUUUAUAUGUAACCAUUUGUUUCUAAUAUUUCUACUGGUUAUCAUUUGAAUCGCCGUGUUAAAUAAACAUACUUGCUUUCUGUGUG
This is a messenger RNA of Chelonoidis abingdonii (Abingdon island giant tortoise), 7246 nucleotides long. The record is from RefSeq and is a predicted model, not a curated record. NCBI's taxonomy places the organism in Eukaryota, Metazoa, Chordata, Testudines, Testudinidae.